This is a messenger RNA of Cinclus cinclus, 4184 nucleotides long. RefSeq names its product mitochondrial calcium uptake 2 (gene MICU2). The record is from RefSeq and is a predicted model, not a curated record. Gene Ontology annotation, cellular component: uniplex complex. Bases 134 to 1165 code for a protein of 343 amino acids. Gene Ontology annotation, molecular function: calcium ion binding. NCBI's taxonomy places the organism in Eukaryota, Metazoa, Chordata, Aves, Passeriformes, Cinclidae. Gene Ontology annotation, biological process: mitochondrial calcium ion homeostasis; calcium import into the mitochondrion. The transcript has 12 exons.
CGCUGCUCUGGUCGGGGGAGGCUGCCUGGCGGCGUGUUACAGCGGGCGCGUGUUCCCUACGGUCCUGGCUCAGAAAGAAGAUGUCAUUCAUGCAGAUGUGGAUGAAAGACUGUCUCUUCGAAAGCACCGCUUCAUGCAUUUUGCAUCACUGGAAUAUGAAGGAGAAUAUUACAUGACACCAAGAGAUUUCUUGUUCUCAGUGAUGUUUGAUCAAGUUGAACGCAAAGCCUCAGCCAAGAAACUGACAAAAAAGGAGGUAGAUGCUGCACUGGUGCAUGUUGCCAAAGCUAAACCAGGACCGAACUUUUUUAGAGAGCUUGGUGAUAAAGGGUUGAUAUCUUAUGCAGAGUAUCUGUUUUUGCUGACAAUUCUUACAAAACCCCAGACUGGACUUCAGAUUGCCUUUAAAAUGCUUGAUGCAGAUGGCAAUGAACAAGUGGAAAAGAAGGAAUUCUUUAAGUUGCAGAGAAUCAUUGGGAAGGAAGAUGACUUGAAAGCAGCUGGAGAUGAAACUAUUCUUCAGGAAAGAGAACUGGACAGCUGUGGUGUUAAUACCGUGUUGCUGGUACAUUUCUUUGGAAAACAAGGAAAGGAGAAACUUCGCUUUUCCGAGUUUUUCAGAUUCAUGGAAAACCUGCAAACGGAAGUCCAAGAAAUGGAAUUCAUCAAGUUUUCAAAGGGUUUGAGCUUCAUGAGAAAAGAAGACUUUGCCGCAUGGUUGCUGUACUUCACUGAUGAGGAAAACAAUGAAAUUUACUGGCAGAAUGUGAAAGACAGAAUCGAAGCAGGAGAGAACAUCAGUUUGGAAGAAUUCAAGACUUUUUGCAAGUUUACAAAUAAUCUGGAAGACUUUUCUAUUGCCAUGCAGAUGUUUACUGUAGCCAAUCGUCCUGUUAAGCGGGCUGAGUUCAAGAGAGCAGUGAAGGUGGCAACAGGACAGGAUCUGUCAGAUAAUGUUUUGGAUACCAUCUUCAAGAUUUUUGAUCUAGAUGGAGAUGACUGCCUCAGCCACAGCGAGUUUCUUGGAGUCCUGAGGAACCGAAUUCAUCGAGGUUUGAGGGUACCACAGCAGCAAGGCAUUCAAGGUUUCUGGAAGUGUGUGAAAAAAGAAAGCAUUAAAGAAGUCAAAGAACUGUGGAAGCAAACUGGGAAAAGUCCUUUUUAAAGCAGUCCAUUUUUCUUUUGCUUAAGUAUUUUUUCUCUAGGGGAGUUUGUCUAUCCUGUUUACAUAAUAACUAAAUCAAAAAAUGCUCCUUUUUUUUGGCUAAAGUUUAAUUAACCCAGACUCUAAUGCAAUAAUUUUAUAAUUGUUCCAGUUUGGUUUACAGAACUGGUAUAGCUUUUGACCUCCAUAGAGAAGUACUCUUUUUCUGGGGAAUAGUGUUGUUUACUGCUCUGUGGAGUCUGACCCUGCACUGUAGGAUACAGGAUGUACAGGACUGAAUAAUGGCCUCAGGCAGAAACAUCACAGAAGUGUCAUCUCCUGUUGAAGGAGUGAGCAUCAUCUCAGCCACUAACACAGCAGCUCUCCUUCUCAAGCAAGGGCAGAGGUCCACAAGGCAAAAUCACUUGCACAACACAUUUUAAACCAAGCUAUCCUAAAUCAAAAAGGAGAAUUCACACCUUAUUAUGGGGAUCUGCUCAUGUGUUGGUUCCUAGUGCUUGAUUCUGGCAGUUCCUGUGUGGAUGUCUGGUAUGUCUGCCUAAUAUGGUGUUAAUAUUAAACUGGAAAUACAAGACUGAUAGGCUUGAUGCAGGGUUUAAAAGCUGUACAUUGAUUAAUGAAUGUGCAUUGAGUGUCUCAGACCUCUUCCACAUAGUAUAAAUGAAAAGAAAAAAUCCGCAUUCUGUCAAACAUAGUGGUAGCUACAAUUUGACUCAUGACUAUUUUGCUUUAAUUGUAUUACAGAAGAUGAAAGCAUAACAAGUAGUUGUUUAAUCUCUACUAAAGGUUGUGACAGGGAGACCUAAAAUAUCUCAGGAAUUCAAGGUUAUAGUAAGCUAUUGUUGAGGUAAUACGUCCAAUUAGAAACCAAAUACAAAUGUUUAUUAUUCCAAAUGCAACGUUAGACCCAAGAUCUUAGACACAGAUCAAAACUAACACUUAGGAAUUACAGAUGAACAUUUUCUAACAAUAACAUAAGGUGCAUCUCUAUGUAUACAGGUGUGCACAUUACAUGCUUUGUCUUUCUUAAAAUCCCAGGAGCCAAUACUCAGGUGCAGAUCACUCUUCCUGGCUGGUCGCAGUAUAUGGGAGGUAGGCUUAUCUGUAAAGCUGUCAAAGGUCCUUCCUCUUUGUCCCUCUCAGUUGUCUGACUUGUCUUGGCUGGGGUGAAAGUGUAGCUUUUCAGGACAGGUUUGCGAUAACAGAGAUAAUAGACCCAAAAUGUGGACUAGGGAAAUGUCUCAAGAAAAAUAACCAAGAAAUCUCAGCACUCAGUGAGGUAAUAUCCAUCUAUUUUUUUCAUGACAUUAGCUGUGUUUUCCUCAAAGUUGAAAAUAAGCUCAACAUGUGGUGCUUGGUUGUAAUUUCUUUAGUUGUAAUUUCUGUUUUGUGAGAAGAGGGGAAGUUUCCAUGAUAGGUAAGACAGCGAGGCAGUUCUCACUCAGUGCAGGGACAGGAGAGAAUGCAUUGGGAAACCCUACAGGUCCUGCAUAAGGAAUACUGAGAUUACUGAGAGUGUGUUUAAUGUGUCAAUAGCUGUCACGUUUGUGCUGAGGACAAGUCCUAGUGCCUGAGCCUUGGCAUAGUGAUCUCUCCUAGGGAACACAGCGAGAGGCCAGCAAAGCAACUCUUCCCUCGUGGCCUCUGCUUGGAGCUUUAAUCUAAAGUGUUAAAGAGAAAAGGCUGGUAGUCCUGUCAUGGACAUGCACCCAGAACAAGAUCAUGCCUGUGGGGAUGUCCUGAGACUGUCUGGAAGAUCAGGCACCAGUGACCAUCAAGGAUCCCUUUUCCCCCGGGAAAAAAUCCAAAUGGAAUUAACCAUGUCGGAAGAAUCCAAAUGCAGUAAGCACUUCAGCCUCCUCCCCUCAAACUGAGCUCAUGCAGUGAGCUAUGUGUGCAGCAGGAUAGCAGGUGGCUGAUUUACUUUGUCUGUUUGGAAACUGUUAGUUGCUUCUGGUGGCAGGAGCAAAGGUGGGGCAGUGGGACUGGCACCACAGUACCACGGCCAGCUGCACUUCACGAAUUGUCCAAAAAAAUGACACUAUUGAAAAAGAGCUUCUGUGGCACAAAAGUGUGUGUGUGUGUGUGUGUGUGUGUGUGUGUUCACCCAAAGUGUGCUUUAUGCCAGCUCUGGCUUUAAUGCAAGGCUGCCUUUUAUUUGUUACUGUUCAUAUUUUGGCAAAUCAUUUUUACUUUGGAGUGGAAGUUAUUCUCUAGCAUUUUAUUCUGUGUGAAGUUAAAAGGUUUAUGAUGUUUUUUAUUGCUUUUGUGGUUUCUUUUGUUUACUAAUUACUUCCUUCCUAAAAGCUGUUUGGAUUUCUCUUGGAAAAAUUAACUCAUUUAGCUUCAGUGUGUCUAGAAGUUUAAUUCCUCAGUGCUCAUUUCUAUCUGGGUUUGUGCAAUCAGCAGUAUCUGCUUUCAGGGAUUUCAAGUUUUCUUUUUCAGCAAAAGCUUUGGUGGUGUCAAGUUCAGAGGAAAAGCAAAGAGAUGUGCUUGGGCUUUAUACACAUUUUGUGUCUGUAGUACAAAAGAAAAAAAGAGAGAGAGAGAGAGAUACUGAUUGGAAAUUAAAACAGAGUUACGAGUUAUGAAUAAUUUUCAGAAGUUAUCCUGUAAGAGCAGCCAGGAAUGAACUCCUUUAAAUGCCAGAUGCCUUGUCCAUCGGGCUUUAAGAAUCAGACUGUUUAAUUGUAAGUUUAUUCUUAUUUGUCAUGUAAAAUGCUUUAUAAAACAGUCUUAAAAUGAUUUCUCAUUUUUAGUAUCUUAUAUUGAAAGAGAUAUUUAUGUAUUUAGAUAAACACUGGUUUUUAAGAAAUUUUUUAUAGUUAACAUUUUAGUUCUUUUUAAUCACUGUAUGGUUUUUGCAGCCUGUCUGUGAGCAAUACUCAACAUAAUUUAGUUAAGGUUUAUGCUAGCUACCAGUCUAAACAUAUCAACUGUGACUUGUUUUAACAUUAAAAAUUCUUCCUCUCAACAGAAAUACAUAGAAAAGCUAAAUAAAAUUGAUUUUUUUAAUCUA